Peromyscus maniculatus bairdii (prairie deer mouse) is the source of this 591-nucleotide messenger RNA. The record is from RefSeq and is a predicted model, not a curated record. Lineage: Eukaryota; Metazoa; Chordata; Mammalia; Rodentia; Cricetidae.
AAUAAGCCUCCUGAACACAUUAUAGACUGUGGAGACAUAGUCUGGAGUCUUGCUUUUGGGUCUUCAGUUCCAGAAAAACAGAGCCGCUGUGUUAAUGUAGAAUGGCAUCGGUUCAGAUUUGGACAGGAUCAGCUGCUCCUUGCUACAGGAUUAAACAAUGGCCACAUCAAAAUCUGGGAUGCAUAUACAGGAAAGCUCCUCCUUAAUUUGGUAGACCACAUUGAAGUGGUCAGAGACUUAACCUUUGCUCCAGAUGGGAGCUUAAUACUUGUAUCAGCUUCAAGAGACAAAACUCUGAGAGUGUGGGACCUGAAAGAUGAUGAAAACAUGAUGAAAGUCUUGCGGGGACAUCAGAACUGGGUGUACAGUUGUGCAUUCUCUCCCGACUCGUCCAUGCUGUGUUCAGUUGGAGCCAGUAAAGCAGUUUUCCUUUGGAAUAUGGAUAAAUACACUAUGAUAAGGAAACUGGAAGGACAUCACCAUGAUGUUGUAGCUUGUGACUUUUCUCCUGAUGGAGCAUUGCUAGCUACUGCAUCUUAUGAUACUCGUGUGUAUGUCUGGGAUCCACACAAUGGAGACAUUCUGAUGGAA